Peronospora farinosa is the source of this 393-nucleotide messenger RNA. Lineage: Eukaryota; Oomycota; Peronosporomycetes; Peronosporales; Peronosporaceae. The record is from the annotation of a GenBank genome assembly.
AUGUACAACCGAAUGUCGAACAGCAGAUCCACGACGCGAGAAUCCCUCUUCUCUGGUGCCUCCUCUCGAGCGCAGAAGGGUAAGAAUUUCGACAAUGGAGAGCAGGCCAAACGAUUGUUAGAAGAGCAAAACGACGAGCAGAUCAGCCACUUGUCAUUGCAAAUCACACAGCUGAAACAACUAUCAGGUAGUAUUCAUUCGGAAGUCGUGGACCAGAACCGCUUUCUUGAUGGCAUGAGCACGGAGUUUGACAACACGGAGGGUUUGUUGGGGGGCACGAUGAAGCGCCUGGGCAUUAUGAUGGAGCAGGGUGGAAGCAAACACAUGUUGUAUCUGAUCCUGUUCGUCGUGCUGGUGUUCCUGCUGCUGUACUUUACUAUCCGGUCUCAUUAG